UUAUGGAAUGACUGAAAUUGUUUUGGUUAGCCAUAUGAUUCCUUUAGGAAUGGAUAAAAAAGAUAACAGAAUUACUAAAUCUGUUGGGCGUUUAUUGCCUGGAUUUGAAUAUAAGAUUGUGGAUUGCCUUUCUAAUGAGGAUUUGGUUUCAAAUAAAAAUUAUUCUCCUGGUACAAAGGGUGAACUUUGGCUUCGAUCAGCAAGCAUUAUGUAUGGAUAUUUAAAUGACCCUAUUUUAAAUAAAAAGGCGAUUGAUAGUGAUGGGUGGUUUCAUACUGGCGAUAUCGUUUAUGAAGAUCACGACGGAUUUUUCUUUGUUUUGGACCGAAUUUCUAAUUUAAUUAUUGUUGAUGGAAAUCAAGUUUGGCCGACUGAACUAGAAGCUAUUUUACUUUUACAUCCAAGAGUCCAUGAAGCUUGUGUAGUGGGAGUUAAAAUAAAAAUAAAUGAAAAUUUUUUGGAUGCACCAAAGGCUAUAGUUGUCUUAUCAAAAAUUGAUAAUAAAGAAGAAACUAAGGAAACAAUAGCUCUAAUAUUAAAAGAAAUAUUACUUUUUACAAAUGAACGGCUCGAACGUCAUCAACAAAUUACUGGAGGAAUUAUGUCCGUGGAUAGUUUGCCAAAAACCCCUUUUGGAAAGAUUGCUAGAGGAAAAGUUCGUGGAAUGUUUCUAAAAGACUGA
Messenger RNA from Meloidogyne enterolobii, 682 nucleotides. Lineage: Eukaryota; Metazoa; Nematoda; Chromadorea; Rhabditida; Meloidogynidae. The record is from the annotation of a GenBank genome assembly.